Messenger RNA from Thalassophryne amazonica, 2524 nucleotides. RefSeq names its product gamma-aminobutyric acid type A receptor subunit gamma2 (gene gabrg2). Lineage: Eukaryota; Metazoa; Chordata; Actinopteri; Batrachoidiformes; Batrachoididae. The record is from RefSeq and is a predicted model, not a curated record. Gene Ontology annotation, cellular component: neuron projection; GABA-A receptor complex; postsynapse. Gene Ontology annotation, molecular function: GABA-A receptor activity; transmitter-gated monoatomic ion channel activity involved in regulation of postsynaptic membrane potential; inhibitory extracellular ligand-gated monoatomic ion channel activity. The transcript is spliced from 10 exons. Gene Ontology annotation, biological process: chloride transport; nervous system process; gamma-aminobutyric acid signaling pathway. Bases 379 to 1827 code for a protein of 482 amino acids.
GCGCUUCCUGGUGAGAGCGCGCAUGUGUGGAUCGGUGCUGCGGCAGCGUGCGUGCGUGCGCGCGUUUCGCUCUGACCCCGCCGUUAAUCUGCGCCCGACGCUUUCGUCAGUCGCAAAGACGCACCAGCGCCUUAUUGUUACGAGGAGCAUCGUCUUCACCGGAAGGAUUCAGGGCCUGCCGAUUCUUUAAGAGAGAGAGAGAGAGAGAGAGAGAGAGAGAGAGAGAGGCUUCGAACUCGCAUCGAUUUGUGCUCCGGCUGCUUUUCAGCGCGCGUCCACGUUGGGUCUCCAGAUUCCCGCCACCGUGCGCGUAAUGUGUGGCACAGAAGGAAGACAGUAAAAAAGAGGGACUCGUCCAUCUGCCACACCAAGAUUAAGAUGAUGAUGAUAAAGAUGAUGAUGAUGAUGAUGUCUUCAUCAAAUUCCGCGUCCAAAUGCUCUGCAACAAAGGCGAAGCCAUCUCUUCCCGUCAAGCUCUUUCUCUGGGUGUUUAUUUUGGUUAAUCUCCCCACAAGCUCUUUCCAGACUGAUGAGGACGACGUGGCCAAUAAGACCUGGGUGCUGACUCCCAAAGUGUAUGAGAGUGACGUCACACAUAUCCUAAACAGCCUACUCGAUGGAUACGACAACAAGCUCAGACCUGACAUCGGAGUUAAGCCAACAGUGAUCCAUACAGACAUGUUUGUCAACAGCAUUGGUCCAGUAAAUGCCAUCAAUAUGGAAUACACUAUUGACAUCUUUUUUGCCCAGACCUGGUAUGACAGAAGGUUAAAAUUCAACAGCACAAUGAAGGUUCUGCGCCUCAACAGCAACAUGGUAGGGAAGAUCUGGAUCCCGGACACAUUUUUCCGUAACUCAAAGAAAGCCGAUGCUCACUGGAUCACCACACCCAAUCGGAUGCUUCGGAUUUGGAAUGACGGGAGAAUUCUUUACACCCUCAGGUUGACCAUUGAUGCCGAGUGCCAGCUUAAACUGAACAACUUCCCAAUGGAUGAGCACUCAUGUCCCCUGGAGUUUUCAAGCUAUGGAUACCCCAGGGAGGAGAUUGUGUACAAGUGGAAGCGGAGCUCUGUGGAGGUUGGGGACAUUCGCUCCUGGAGGCUUUACCAGUUCUCGUUUGUGGGACUGAGGAACACCACCGAGGUUGUCAGGACUGUCUCAGGAGACUACGUGGUGCUGACUGUUUUCUUCGACUUGAGCAGGAGAAUGGGCUACUUCACUAUCCAGACCUAUAUCCCAUGCACCCUGAUUGUUGUCCUGUCCUGGGUCUCAUUCUGGAUCAAUAAGGAUGCAGUGCCUGCCAGGACAUCACUGGGCAUCACUACUGUGCUGACCAUGACAACACUGAGCACCAUUGCCAGGAAAUCUCUACCAAAGGUUUCCUAUGUGACAGCCAUGGACCUGUUUGUCUCUGUCUGCUUUAUCUUCGUCUUUGCCGCACUCAUAGAGUAUGGCACGUUGCAUUACUUUGUCAGCAACAGGAAGCCAAGUGCCAAAAAGGAUAAGAAGAAGAAAAAUCCGCUCCUCCGGCUCUUUUCCUCAAAGCAGACACCCACGGUAGACAUCCGCCCUCGCUCAGCCACAGCCAUUCAGAUGAACAACGCCACGCACAUGCAGGAGCGAGACGAGGAGUACGGCUACGAAUGUCUGGACGGAAAGGACUGCACCAGUUUCUUCUGUUGUUUUGAAGACUGCCGCUCAGGAGCAUGGCGGCACGGCAGGUUGCACAUCCGCAUCGCCAAGAUUGACUCAUAUGCACGUAUCUUCUUCCCUACUGCGUUUGGCCUCUUCAACCUGGUCUACUGGGUCUCCUAUCUGUAUCUCUAGGCCUGGUUGGGUAACCCAGCCUUAUUGUCCACUUCAUUAUGUUCUACGCAUGCUCUGCACCGGUGAGGGACAUUUCCAAGGCAGGACCAACUGAAAUACCCCAAUUUUAAGUAUUUACAAUAUAUUAGUUCUUUUUUUUUUUCUUUCCAGCAUUAAUGUUCUUAUUGGAUAACAUGAGUGACUUUGCAAUUGCUGUAGCAUCAAAUUUAACUGGUAUCAGGAGGUUUUAAUGUUUUUUGAAAGCACUGAAAAAUCUAAAUGGUUAUUCAAAGAUUUUUAUAUACAGUAUAUAGCUUGAUAUUUGGCACAUUGAAUGGAAUUUGCCUUUAAUUUCUGCUUCAUGUAUUUUACUUUCACAAAAAUGCAUUCAUGUUAAUAUAGUAAAUAUAUUAUAAACCACAUUCAUUAAAACUUCUGAUUGACAUUAUCUCGUUUUUUUUUUUUUUUCAUAAAGUACCUACACAAAAUCUGAAGCACUUUAAUAGAGCUAUGUUUGUUAAACUGAGAUCCAUUUUAGGUAGGUUUUAUUCAGUAAAAUAUUUAUUUAACAGGUUGUCACCAUUAAAUAUUGCAUUCUUUUUAUGUGCGGUCAGAGAGAGAGAACCAAUGUUUAUGGACAAUGCUUAACUGUACAGACGAUGUAUAUAUUUUAGCAUUACAUAGUGGUUUACAUUUAUUGCAUGCACCUUUCAGGCCA